AUGUUUAAGAAGAUCAUGAAAGGUGGGAGCCGGAAGCUCUCUAGAAACGAGUCGAAUGAUCCGUCUAUGUAUGGGUUUGAUCCGCCGGGUAGGUCAGGUCCUGGGUCCAAUAUGGUUGUAAAUCACGCAUCUCGUGGCUCGCCGGUUCCUUCUUCUCCGGUUUCAAGGGCGGCCACGCAGCUGCCUCCGAUGUAUUCAGUCGAGCCUCUCCCGUUGUUCAGAGACGUGCCUGUCCCCGAGCGCCAAACCCUGUUCCUGCGGAAGCUGCAGAUUUGCUGUUUCCAAUUCGAUUUCACAGACACAUUGAAGAAUGCGAGAGAGAAGGAGAUCAAGAGGCAGACCUUAUUGGAGCUGGUGGAUUUUAUACAGUCUGGUUCAAAGAUGAUCAAUGAGACUUGCCAGGAAGAAAUGGUGAAGAUGAUCUCUGUCAAUAUAUUCCGGUGUCUCCCUCCGGCUUCACACGAGAACACAGGUCAAGAGCCUGCGGAUCCUGAGGAAGAAGAGCCUUAUUUGGAGCCUUCUUGGCCUCAUUUGCAGCUUGUCUAUGAGCUUCUGCUGAGAUACGUCGUUCCUUCUGACACAGAUACGAAGGUUGCUAAACGGUAUAUUGACCAUUCUUUUGUGCUGAGGUUGCUUGAAUUGUUUGAGACUGAAGAUCCAAGAGAAAGAGAGUACUUGAAAACGGUUCUUCAUAGGAUCUAUGGCAAGUUUAUGGUCCACAGGCCCUUUAUUAGGAAAGGAAUCAACCAUAUAUUCUAUAGGUUUAUUUACGAGACAGAGAGACAUAGCGGGAUAGGGGAGCUUUUGGAGAUUCUCGGUAGUAUUAUAAAUGGGUUUGCCUUGCCAAUGAAGGAGGAGCACAAGCUGUUUUUGAUCAGGGCGUUGAUACCGCUGCAUAAGCCGAAACCAAUCGCUAUAUAUCAUCAACAGUUGUCUUACUGCAUCGUUCAGUUUGUGGAAAAAGACUAUAAGCUUGCGGAUACGGUGAUCAGAGGGUUGUUAAAGUUUUGGCCUGUGACAAACUGUACAAAAGAGGUUCUCUUUCUUGGUGAACUUGAAGAGGUCCUUGAGGCUACGCAACCUGUUGAGUUCCAGCGUUGUAUGGUUCCUCUGUUCCAACAGAUUGCUCGCUGCCUCAAUAGCUCUCAUUUUCAGGUUGCAGAACGAUCUCUGUUCUUGUGGAACAACGAGCACAUCGUUGGUCUAAUCGCUCAGAACCGGAGCGUGAUCCUUCCCAUCAUAUACGGUUCCCUGGAGAAAAACAUAGAGUCUCACUGGAACCAAGCGGUUCACGGUCUAAGCUCGAAUAUAAAGAGGAUGUUCAUGGAGAUGGACCCUGAGCUCUUUGAAGAAUGCCAGCAACAGUACGAAGAGAAACAAGCCACAUGGAAAGCAGUGGAAGAGCAACGUCAAAGUAGGUGGAGGAGAUUAGACGAAGCAGUGGAAGAGCAAGAAAGACUAGGAGGAGGAGAAGAUUAUAUGAUCACUUCUUAG
Messenger RNA from Microthlaspi erraticum, 1494 nucleotides. The record is from the annotation of a GenBank genome assembly. NCBI's taxonomy places the organism in Eukaryota, Viridiplantae, Streptophyta, Magnoliopsida, Brassicales, Brassicaceae.